CAGAGACUGCGGACACAUUACAGGAGAUGACCAGAGACUGCGGACAUAGUACAGGGGAUGACCAGAGACUGCAGACAUAGUACAGGGGAUGACCAGAGACUGCGGACAUAGUACAGAAAAUGACCAGAGUCUGUGGACAUAGUACAGGAGAUGACCAGAGACUGCGGACAUAGUACAAGGGAUGACCAGAGACUGCGGACAUAGUACAGGAGAUGACCAGAGACCUUUCAGCAAUGCACAUAUAUCCAGAGGUGUGUUACUGGCCAGAUCACCAGGUGAAAACAGAGGGAAAAAGCCUAAAAAA
Molecule: messenger RNA, 304 nt
Organism: Staurois parvus
Lineage: Eukaryota; Metazoa; Chordata; Amphibia; Anura; Ranidae
Source: the annotation of a GenBank genome assembly